AUAACCCGGAAAUCGUUCCAUUUGUUAUUUCGCCAUGUAUUUUUCCAUCUGGGUGUUUAAAACUAUUUCAUAUAAGAUCUGUGUUUCGUGUAGGCGUACCCUGGGGUGGCACAUUGAUAACCACGCAAAUCCCUCUCGGACGUUAACUUUUAUAAAUAUUUAGCUUAGCAAUUAUUUUGAGUAAAUUGAAGGGAACACACGGCUUAUCAGAACGUCACGCCAAGAUAUCCCUGCGUAGAUAACAUCGUCAGGAGUUAUGGAACACAAGAUUGAUUUUCAAGAACUCCUGGCCAGACUGGAUAUCUCAGAGCCAACAGAUCCUAUUAUCAAGUGCAUUAUUAAUAAUAAUCUGGAGAGGCUGAAGAAAUUGAUUAGAGGCAAGGACAUCAAUGCAUUGUACCCUUGUGUUGAGUUACAAGAUGAAGUAACCCCUUUAAUGGCUGCUGUUGCAUUUGCAAAUCAGGAGAUUUGUACAUUUCUUCUGGGAAAAGGUGCUGACUCCAACAAACCAUCAAAGAGAUAUUUAGCACCACUGCAUUAUGCUGGACUGCGUAAAGUUCCAGUGAAUAUUGUGACAACAUUACUGGAAGCAAAGGCAGAUCCAAAUGGUCUAGCAGAACAACCAUUCUUUCCAAUUCAAUUAGCACAUGACAGAGAGGAUAUUGUGAAGGAGCUUCUCAAAUCUGGAGCUUUAAUGUGGCUAAAUUGGGGCGUCCAUCCUGCAAUUGAUCAGAAAUUGGAAAGAGUAAUUGGAAACUUUGCUAAAGAGAGUGAGUUCUUUUCCAAAAUCAAGCUUUUUUUCAAUUUUGCACAAGCAAUAAAACAAACAUCCCCAACAGAUGUUUUCAAGCACUAUGAUCUUCACUUACUAGAGCAGAACCCACAAACCCACCUCACAAUGAUUGACAUGUGCUUUAACGUUGAAGGUGCAAAUGAAGACGAAUACUUCCAGAAAGCCAUGAAAUGGUUGAACGACUCCAAGAAACUAGUUUCCUAUGUUGAAGAUGUAAGCAAACGUCUGUCCACAGUUCCUCUGAAAUUUAGGGCAGGUGCAUUGAAAUCCUUAUAUAGAGUUGUUUGCGCAAUGAAGGAAAUACCUAAUGAGGUGUCACUUACCCUAAUUCCUGAGUUAGUGAAACUGCUUUCCUCUAAAACAGAAGAUUAUCUUGUGCCAUUGAUCAUUGUUACGCUCUAUGGCAUCACACAGAAGACAAAAGACAAGGAUCGUUGGAGCAACUCUGACCUUGAGGAAAUAUGCAAGCACAUUGUCCCAUGCACACAGAGGAAGGGUUAUCCCUAUGAAUUGAAGAUGUAUGCCUAUGCCUUGCUAGCAGAUCUUUACACAUUUAGUUGUGUUCCUGGUUACAUCAGCUCUCUGGGACUGACUCUGGUACCUGAAGGACUACUUAACUGGGGAAGGGAUGAAAACCUGAAAGUAAAGCUGAGAGAUCUAAACAUGUCCUUAGACAGACAACGUUCUUUCUCCCUGUCAACAAGUGAAGAUUCAAAAGACAGUCAUUUGUCAGAAACCAAGAAGAAGAAGAGGAAGACGAUUAAGAAGAUGAAGAGAACGGCAGAAAAACAAGACAUACCAAAAGAAGAGACAGACACUCAAGAAAAUGAAACCUGUUUAGCCUUCAAUACUUCAUCUACCCCUGUUGAGGAAUCUGGCCUUGAUGAGUGUUCUAGUGUCAAGCCGUUCCACCCCACCACUGACGCGUCACCAUCACAGCGCAAAUGGCUCAAAGUCAGCAAGCGGUGGGAGACACAGUUAGAGAAGCUAGCCAACGUGGAUGAAUGUAAAGUUUAUAAAGUAGGAAACCUCACUCUUAUAUCUAAUGAUGACUACUUUCGCAUAGCAAUGGGAAGUGAUGGAUCUGAGGUCUUCUUGGGCCUGAGGGAUGAUGGCACUGAAGUAGCUAUAAAGAGAAUUAUCAGGUCAAACUAUCAGUUUCUCAAGAAUGAGGAAGGAUUUUUACGUCUUCCAGAGCUUGACAGUAGCUGUAUUGUGAGAUACAUGGACUUUGCAGAAGACAGUUUCUUUGGUUAUCUUGCUCUUCAGCUCUGUGAAUACACUCUGGAUGAGUACAUUAAUACACACCUGUCCAAGGACGACACUCCUGCCCUGAUGAAAAUCACUGAAGAGGUGCUCUGCAGUUUAAGUGUCCUUCAUGGUCCAACUACCAAAGUCCUUCAUCGGGAUAUCAAACCUCAGAAUGUUUUGAUAGAUGUCAAUGGAAAUGCAAAAUUGGCAGAUUUUGGCAUAAGUCGCAGAUUGACAGUGGAACAAACAACUCUACACACAGUCCCUGCAGGAACAAAAUGCUGGAUGGCCAAGGAGACGUUAGACAAACAAGGCUCUGGAUAUAAGAGGAGCUCUGACAUACAGGUGGCUGGGAUGUUGGUAUACUACGUUCUUUCUGGUGGACACCACCCCUUUGAAGGUCCACUUGGUGAGGAACUUGAACAGAAUCAAAACAUAAUCAAGGGGACUUACACACUAGAACAUGUGGCAGACGAGGUGACAAAAGACCUCAUUGAGUGGAUGAUCAAUGAAGACCCUGCUGGGAGACCUACAGUGGAGGAGACCCUGAAUCAUCCCCUCUUCUGGAAACCACAGAGGAGAGUUGAGUACUUGCGAAGAAUUGGGAAUGAGAAGGAGGUCGGGAAGUAUAGCGACGCUGACCAAAAACUUCUAGAAGCUCUGAAACAAAGUGCUACGGAGAGAACCUUCUGUCAGUGGAGAUCCAAGCUGCCAUCUGAAUUGAUGAAAAAGAUGGAUGGCAGAAAGCCCUACCCUGAGAACAUGUUGGGGUUACUACGCUUCAUACGCAACCUCCAUGAGCACAAUGCUGAGGAUUUAGAAUCUGUUGACCUGAUGAAAAUGUUCCCUGAUCUCUUUGGAUGCGUCUACAUGUUGGCCAAGAAACAGAGCUGGAAUUCAAGGCCUGGUCUGAAAAAUGUGUUUCAGAGAGAUCUAAGCUCAUGAUUCUGAAAUGUAAACUCAUUUGAACUGAUUAAAUAUGAACUAUAGUAAUACUUUUGACUUUUUGUUGGUAGAGGCAAUGACUUUAACUGUCUCAAGGACAUUUUAUAUUCUAUAUUUUCACUGAUAGAUCUAAUAUCCAUAUGAUUUUUACAAAUAAUGAUCUGACAUGGUUAUAGCCUACAUAUUAUGGGAGUUCACACAAAUACAGUACUCACAAAGCUUUGGUGAAAUGUAGUGAUUACUUUUUAACUGUCUUCACUUAAGGUUUAUGGGAUUUGUAUUAAUAUAAAUGAUCUGUAUGAGAUUUCAGGGAUGUCUGGAUCAAAGUAUUGACAUGUUUUUUUUCUAUCUGUGUUUUGCUUGAUAUGAAAAUGAAGUCUGCCCAAGAGUGCAUUGAAACCUGAUUGUAUUUCUUAAAUCUGUGAUCUAGCAUUGGAGCUGUGAUCACCAAAAUGAGAAAUACAAUGGAGGUGCUGUGACGCCCUCUUGUGGAUAGAACUGUGAAGGUUACAAAUGUAGUGAUCAUCAACAUUUAUUUUUAUUUUUAUUUUUAAUAUUAAUGGAACACAACAGUAAAAUGUUAAUGCAACUCUCUCAAUAUAAUAAAGGCUAUCAAAGAGCAAUA
Oncorhynchus gorbuscha (pink salmon) is the source of this 3614-nucleotide messenger RNA. RefSeq lists its product as uncharacterized. Gene Ontology annotation, molecular function: RNA endonuclease activity; ATP binding; protein serine/threonine kinase activity. The record is from RefSeq and is a predicted model, not a curated record. Gene Ontology annotation, cellular component: IRE1-TRAF2-ASK1 complex. Bases 257 to 2989 code for a protein of 910 amino acids. The transcript is spliced from 7 exons. Gene Ontology annotation, biological process: protein phosphorylation; mRNA processing; IRE1-mediated unfolded protein response. NCBI's taxonomy places the organism in Eukaryota, Metazoa, Chordata, Actinopteri, Salmoniformes, Salmonidae.